Messenger RNA from Tinamus guttatus (white-throated tinamou), 1383 nucleotides. The record is from RefSeq and is a predicted model, not a curated record. Lineage: Eukaryota; Metazoa; Chordata; Aves; Tinamiformes; Tinamidae.
GAUCUGCACUUGGAGCCUUCGCACCCCGGCGGGCUGGGGAUAUCUACAUGCUGAUCCUCUCUGUUGCGGCACCGCAGCUCGUCCGGGGAGACCACCCGAAGGCGGCAAGAUGCUCCUCGCCCUCCUGUACUUCGCGCUGCCCUUAGCGGAUGUGCUCCUGUCCGCAGAAGUGAGCGGGCUGCCCGGAGGGGAUCGCCUCGACUGCGUGAGAGCCAGCGACCAGUGUCUCAAGGAGCAGAGCUGUAGUACUAAAUUCAGGACGCUGAGGCAGUGUGUAGCCGGCAAAGAGAGCAACUUCAGCCGGGCGACGGGCCUGGAGGCGAAGGACGAGUGCCGGAGCGCCAUGGAAGCUCUCAAACAGAAAUCUCUGUACAACUGCCGCUGCAAGAGGGGCAUGAAGAAGGAGAAAAACUGCCUGCGCAUUUACUGGAGCAUGUACCAGAGUUUGCAGGGAAAUGAUUUGCUUGAAGAUUCCCCCUAUGAACCAGUUAACAGCAGACUGUCAGACAUAUUCAGGCUAGCACCAAUUGUAUCAGUGGAGCCAGUGCUUUCAAAGGGGAACAAUUGCUUGGAUGCAGCCAAAGCUUGCAACCUAAAUGAUACCUGCAAGAGGUACAGAUCUGCUUACAUAACCCCCUGCACCAGCAGCACGUCUAAUGAAAUCUGUAACAAGCGGAAGUGUCAUAAGGCCCUCCGGCUAUUUUUUGACAAAGUUCCCCCCAAGCACAGCUACGGGAUGCUCUUCUGCUCCUGUCGAGACGUAGCCUGUACAGAAAGGAGACGGCAGACUAUUGUUCCUGUGUGUUCAUAUGAGGACAGGGAGAAACCAAACUGCCUGAAUUUACAAGAAUCCUGCAAGAAGAAUUACAUCUGCAGAUCUCGCCUUGCAGAUUUUUUCACAAACUGCCAGCCUGAGUCACGGUCUGUUAGUAGCUGUCUGAAGGAGAACUAUGCUGACUGCCUCCUCGCUUACUCGGGGCUUAUUGGCACGGUGAUGACACCAAACUACAUAGACUCGAGUAGUCUCAGCGUGGCCCCGUGGUGCGACUGCAGCAACAGUGGUAAUGACAUAGACGAAUGCCAGAAAUUUCUGAAUUUUUUCCAGGACAACACAUGCCUUAAAAAUGCAAUUCAGGCCUUUGGCAACGGUACUGAUGUGAAUGUGUGGCAGCCAAUCCUCCCUGUACAGACCACUACAGCCACAACUACAACAGCUUCCAGACUUAAAAAUAUGGGUUCAGAGACCACCAACAAUGAAAUACCAACUAAUAAUGAUUCGCCAGCAUGUGCAAACCUGCAGGUAAGAGAGACGUGUAAUUGCUGCAGUGCAUACAAGAAAAUUGUUCAUAUGUUUAGAGUCAUCUAUUGUUGCAUAAACGCAAU